This is a messenger RNA of Cicer arietinum (chickpea), 510 nucleotides long. The record is from RefSeq and is a predicted model, not a curated record. Lineage: Eukaryota; Viridiplantae; Streptophyta; Magnoliopsida; Fabales; Fabaceae.
AUAUACUAAGAGAAAACAAAAUUUUUACUUUUGAGAAGAGAAUUAUGGCAAAGAGUCAUAUGAAAAAUAUUGUCAUAAUUAUGACAUUGAUUAUGUUUGUUUUUGCAAAAGCUGAUGAUUUUCAAACACCUAAAUCAACAGAUAGUUUUUUCGGUCAAAUCAUUUGCUAUGGAAAAUGUGCUUUCAAAUGUAAAAAUUUAAUUGCCAAUCGUCAAUUAUAUUCAGCUUGUGUUGCAACUUGUGAAACAACGAAUUGCCAUAAGACAUUAUCCAAAGAUGCACAUGAUUGUACUGCUAGUUGUGUGCACUCGAAUUCCAAUAUAGAUAAUAUGGAUGAGCGUGGAGUUAAUGCCAUCGUGAAUUCAUGCUUGGAAACUUGCAAGAACAAUUAGUGUUUAUUUGGAACAACCAAUAAUUCAAAUAAUUGAUGAAGUGAGAAAUUGUGUUCAUUAAUGUUGUAAUAAUGCAUUUUAAAUAAUAAACAUCUACGGAAUGCCUUGUUUUCAUGAA